Molecule: messenger RNA, 490 nt
Organism: Prorocentrum cordatum
Lineage: Eukaryota; Dinophyceae; Prorocentrales; Prorocentraceae
Source: the annotation of a GenBank genome assembly
GAGGAGGAGGAGGAGGAGGAGGAAGAGCCGAACCAACGGCACACCCGCACUGGCCAGGCCGCCCGCACUGCGCGCACGAGGCGCGCCCAUGUCGUCGAGCCCGCGCGCCGCUCUCUCCGGCCCAGGCGCGAGGUGCAGGACGCGGCCCUCUCCGCGCCCUUUCCACGGGCGACCCCGGUGCUGCACCUGCAACGAUGCCUACCGUCAUCCCUGAUCGGCACACAACACACACUCAAACCUAUAGGGAGGAGGAAUGGGGAAGGGCAAGGCGAUGAGCGCGCUAUAAGUAUGGGUGCGAAUUGCGGCUCGGGAACCCCCGUCGCGAACCUGCGAACGAUGGCACCCACGAGGGGCACCGAGCAGGCCCGCAGCCACGCGGAGGCCCUCCUGCAGCAGGCGAGCCCGCGCGCGGAACCUCGGCUCGUGCAGGAGAAUCGCACAGCGUGAUCACAAGAAGGAUGAGGGUGAGGGAGGAGGAGGAAGGAGAGCG